CUUGCGCGUAGUGAAAGGGAGGUCCGCCAAAUUUAAACACUGCAAAAGAAAGAAGUAGCUAUCUUCUGCUCUUCAAGUGGCAACAACGGGUAACGGGCAGAGUAGUCUUUCUUUUGUUAAGCUCUCAACAUGACGUCAACGAGUGUGCAUGGGGUCGGCGCUGCAGUGGCAGGGAUGUGGCGUUCGCAUACUGUCCUCGACGAGUCGGACCCAGAUAGCUCCCCAGAGGCACCGCAGCAGUUUCGAAAGAUGCGCUCAUCCAUUUCUCUGAAUUCCCUGCGAAUGUCCUUGCGGAAAAGGUUACCUCUAAAGACCAUGCAGCCCAAUACAAACAUCCAUGAGAAUCCCACCUGGGAGUCGAUUCAGAUGAACCAGAAGACGAGCGCUGUCAGGCAGAUGACCCGCACUGCAAAGAAUUCGAUCGGCAACGCAUAUCAGAGAUUGCAGAAGAACGUGGCCUCACAUGAAAAGUGUCUGGUACAGACACCUGAAAGAACAACAGAAGGAGAUGAAUGUAUGAAUGCACACACCCCAAAACAAAUUGGUGCUUCUCGAAACAGUGCUACCCCAAGGCGCACUCCCAGGUCAUCCAGCAAGCGCACCACUCGGCCCACCUGCACCCCAGAGACCAGUGACUCUGCUGUGAGGGCAGUAAGGCCAGCAGCUAGCAGGAGACAGCUAGUGCGCAUGGCGGCACUUAAAAGCCCAUUUGCAUCACCCAACACCAUGAAACAUAGAAGACAAUUUGAUCAAGAUCUUGACUGUGUGGCUAAAGGCCUCAGGAAGCUGAAGCGCCUCUCGCACGCCUUUGAUGACAUAAUUGGAAGAGAUGACCAGACUCAGGCCAUGAAGAGCUACAAAUCUGUCAUGCUCCAGGCAUAUAGCUCCUCCAAGAGCAGUGUGUCUGGGGGCUUAAACAGGACCUCCAGCCGUCAGCACUCUCAACGCAUGCGGCAGAGAGUUAGCAGCUGAACUGAUGGCAUGCUUGGAAAUAUCCGCAAAGCCACCUGAAGAGCGAGCCCACUUUCUUCCCUUGCUUUCUGCGUUUGUGUGGUUUUGUUUGUUACUUUGGCUUCCUGAGGAGGUUAACCUUUCAGAGGCUUGCGUUUUGUUUUUUUUUCCCCCCUCUUUCUUUCUCCCUGUGAGAACAUUGAGUGUAUGAUCGAAGUAUUGGAGAAGUCAGAAUUUACUUUUAUUCUAAAACUUUCUCUGCCAGAGGGCUGUUUAUUUUGUUACUAUUUAAAGACCCUACACUACUGUUUAGUAUUAUCCAAGCCCUCAGUGUGUUACUAAUUGUGUAUAUUCAAAAGAAAAUAUCAAGGCUGGGGGGAAAUUUUAUAAAUGCUUUUAAAUAACAUUAUUUUGUUGAAAAAGAUAUUGGUUUCACCAAAGACAAAUCAACUCUCCCAGUGUCUUUAUUGUUUAAAACUCUCCUUAACACUUGCUUAAAUGUAAGCAAUACUAACACUAGACUGCCAUAAAAACACAUUAAUUGGCCUAACUAUGCUACAACUAUACCAACACUAAAGGGGUUUUUAUAUUUUUGUUAUUAACUGCAUUUAAAAAAAAAAAAGUACUGAGCAUUUUUACUACGUGCAAGGACAGGUUUGUUACAUUUCUAAAAAUAGAAUGUAGUUUAUUUGUAUCCACCUACCUGUUCCUUUUAUGUUGGCUUAAAUUAAAGUAAUUGCUGCUUACUGUAAUUAAACAUUGUGUCUCACUAA
Messenger RNA from Electrophorus electricus (electric eel), 1724 nucleotides. RefSeq names its product PICALM interacting mitotic regulator (gene pimreg). Lineage: Eukaryota; Metazoa; Chordata; Actinopteri; Gymnotiformes; Gymnotidae. The record is from RefSeq and is a predicted model, not a curated record.